Molecule: messenger RNA, 5396 nt
Organism: Centruroides sculpturatus (bark scorpion)
Lineage: Eukaryota; Metazoa; Arthropoda; Arachnida; Scorpiones; Buthidae
Product: gamma-tubulin complex component 3 homolog
Exons: 23
Coding region: 70-2763 (897 amino acids)
Biological process (GO): mitotic cell cycle; cytoplasmic microtubule organization; spindle assembly
Cellular component (GO): equatorial microtubule organizing center; centrosome; gamma-tubulin small complex
Molecular function (GO): microtubule minus-end binding; gamma-tubulin binding
Source: RefSeq, a predicted model, not a curated record
UGUCGAGACUAUUUCGAUGGCGGGUUUCAGAAACCGUAGAGAAAAAUAACAAGAAUUAUUUGAUUAUAAAUGGCUCAUAAUAAUUCCCCCGACAAAUAUACGUCUUCGGCUUUAGUUUAUAAACUUUGUUGUCACUUAACAAAUCUUUCUUCAGAUGCAGUAACAUUGUGGUAUCAAUAUGCAUUGCGAGUAUUAGGCAGUUCUUCAUCUUUAAAUGAAAAUGAUGAAUUUCAAAUUGCAGAAAAAAUUAAAAAGAAAUUGGCUAAAGAAAGGAGAGAGAAAGAUUCAGUUUUGUUUGGAGAAUUGCACAAAAAACUUCAAACAAGUGCUGUACUGAAGAAUCGUUGUGCUGUUUUAUCUCUCCUUUUGAAUCUUAGUAACACAAAAAAUGAUGGCUCUGCAAAGGCUCCUCUCUUCAAUAGUUUCUCAAAACUAAUUACAUCUACUCCAUUAUCAAUUAAUAGUAGAGAUUUUCCUAAUAAACCUGUUUCCUCAAAUGGCACAGUAUCAACUAUUCAUGCUGUCAGUAGUAGCAUUCCUUUAUACAGCAAGGAUGGUGAAGGAAAAGUAACUAAUGGCAGUAUAGAAGAUCCUGUUCCAUAUUCUACAAAAAUCUAUGGAAGCAGAGUUGCCAAAGUUGCUGCUAUGUUUUCAAACAAAGACCAGCAGAUUACUUCUAAUACAUCUAAUGUUUUAACAGCAAGAAGAAAAUCUUUAUCUAGUCCUAAACAAAAAUCAAGAGAAUCUGAUCAAACAAGUCUUGAGAUACCCGAACAAGAACUACUACGUGAAGUACUUUAUGCAUUUCAAGGCAUUAAAGGAAAUUACAUACAAUGGGAAGGAUCCAAAAAUAAUUGCCAUGUUGAUUUAAAGGUUUCCAUGCCUAAACCGCAGAGACAUUUAGUACUAAGACUGACCGAAAUAGGAUGGUUUUAUACUAAAAUUCAUAAAUUCUGUGAUGAUCAUAGCAAUGAUAGAACACUUGGUCUUGUUGGUCAGAGUUUUAUUGCAGCUCUCCAAGAAGAAUUAACAGAAUAUUAUCGACUACUUGCUGUUUUAGAAUCUCAGUUACAACAAGAAAUAAAUGGAAAUGUAUCUGGAAGAAUACCAAAAUGUAAUCUAACAUUACACAGACUUUCAGUUUGGUUAUUAGAUCCUUUUGUUCGCAUGAAAAUACUGGCUUCAUUAGUUGAUGCUUGCAAAGGUCAGAAGGGUGGUGCAUUGGCAUCUGCUGUGUAUUCAUUUUUACAGCAUGGAGAUCCUGAUAUUAGGGAUUUAAUCAAGCACAUAUUAACAAUGGUUGUUCAGCCUAUUUAUCGAAUGCUUAGUUGUUGGAUUUUUUGUGGUGAAUUAGAAGAUACUUAUGGAGAGUUUUUUGUAGCAGCAAAUGCUUCAGUUCCAGAUAGCAUUUUGUGGCAAGAAAAGUAUAGCUUGCGCAAAGGAAUGGUUCCAGCAUUUUUCACUAUGGAACAAGCAAGAAAGAUAAUGUCAACUGGAAAAGCUAUAAAUUUUCUUAGACAAGUUUGUAAUGAUCACACAACAGUUAAAGGAAGAGAAGUAAUUAAAAGUUCCAUGGAUGCUAACAAUGUUGAAUCUGUCUUCAGUCAAGAUAAUGAUGGAGAGUUCCAAAAACUAUUAGAAACAAGUUACAGAACAACUAGUCAUCAUGUAUUAUCUGUUUUACAUGAAAAAUAUAAAUUUUUGGAUCAUUUGCAAGCCAUGAGAAAAUAUUUGCUGCUUGGUCAAGGAGAUUUCAUUCGACAUUUGAUGGAUUUAUUAGAAAUAGAACUGGCCAAACCUGCCAAUAUGUUAUAUUUACAUAAUUUGUCUGGAAUAUUAGAAAGUGCCAUACGAGCAACAAAUGCACAGUUUGAUAACAUUGACAUUCUUCAGCGAUUAGAUGUCAGAUUAUUAGAGGUUUCAGCUGGAGAUACUGGAUGGGAUGUUUUCAGUUUGGAUUACCAUGUAGAUGGUCCAAUUGGAACAGUUUUUGCACCACAAUGCAUGAUAGCAUACUUACGAUUAUUUAAUUCUCUUUGGAGAGCCAAACGUAUGGAAUAUGUGUUAUCAAGCAUGUGGAAGGUUCGGACCACUCAUAUAAGACUUGUGAAGAGAAUUUCUGAAUUGGGACCAGUUUUGCAUCAUUGUCAUAUAAUACUGUGUGAAAUGAUUCAUUUUAUUCAACAGAUGCAUUAUUAUAUUGCAUUUGAGGUGAUGGAGUGUUCUUGGGCUGAAUUACUUCAUAAAGUGCAAGAAGCCCAAGAUUUAGAUCAAGUAAUUGCUGCACAUGAAGAAUUUUUAGACUCUCUCUUAACUAGAGCAUUAUUAGAUGAAGAAUCAAAAGAUUUGUUAACUCAGCUACGAGCCAUUUAUGAUUUGAUAAUUCAGUUUCAAAAUAUUCAAGAAAAAUUUUGGCAGCAGGCAAAUGACAUUGUCGAAGAAAUAUAUCAUCAAGAAGCAAUGAUAGUUUCUGAUACAGAAAAGGGAAAAUGGGGAACAUCUGAAGCAAGAACCGCUGCUUACGAAGAUUCUAAAAAUCAGUUUAUUCAAAAUGCCAUUCCUACAGUAAAGGCACAAUUACGACUUCUCGAACGUUCCUAUGAAGAUAUGGUACAGAAAUUCUUAUUAAUGUUGACUGACCAUACAGAUCCAAAUCUGCGAUUCCUCAGUUUCCGUUUGGAUUUCAAUGAGCACUACAAGAGUCGCAACACUAGACUGCAUACCUCACUGACGUAUCAGCAUCGCCGUCGAUCUCUGAAAUAGAGAUAAUAAGUUUAUUCUCGGUAAUAUUUACUUAGUGCCAAGUUUUGUAACGUUGAAAGUUGUCUUUUUUCUAGGGCUUUUUAUUGCCUUAAGUAGAAACUUAAGUGUCUUCCACAUAUUAGAGGAAUGUUAUAUUUGAAGUUUGAAUUUUAUAAAUAUGUAACAGGGAUUCAUUAUUGUUUAAUAUGCUUCUACUUAGUUUUGAUCACAGUAAUUGCAAAUAUAAUACUAUAAUUAGAAACAUAACAUUGAUCAAUAAUGUAUAUCAGAAGAGAUUUGCAUUCAUAGUUGAUGUUUAGUUAUUGUUAACUAUAUUUAUUGUUGAACAUUAACAAAUUGUAUAUAACUAGAAAUACAUCUUGAUGUACCUCUAUUCAAAUUUGUGUACAUUUUUUAAGAUUUUAAAACUGUUGAGUUGUAAGUAUAGAAAAAACUUCCAAGUUUUAUUCAUAGAAUAUAGAAUAUUAUUUAAAACAUUUUCUAUACAUGAUACAAAUGUGUUGCUCUAUGUGAAUUUUGUUUUGAAUUUUCAUACUUAUAAAAGUCUAAAAAUGCCACAUAGUAAGAUGGUAUAUAACCAGUAUUUAUUUAUUUGGGAAAAGUUUUUUUAAGUUUUAAUCAAAUUUAAUACUUAAGAGUCUGAUCUUAUCAAAAACUUCUUUCGUACAUAUAAAACAAAUAUCACUACAAAAAUUAUAUUGAUGUGGUCAUUAGGUAUAUUGUCUUGUACACUAUAUAAUUGAAAUCUUGACUAUAAAGUUCAAUUCUGGCAGUUGUACCAAUGAUUUUCAAGUACUCACGUUUUAAAACUGCCAUUUGUAAAUAUAAUAUAAUUACAUAAAAAAUGUAACAAAAAGAUAAUGCACCUCAUUUGAAAAUCUUCCAUAAUCAGAAUCUGUAUUAAACCACAAUUGAAAUGUUGCAUAAUUUUUUAAUUAUACAAGAAUUUUUCCAUUAUGUCUGUAGUUAUCAGAGCUUAAUGUACAUUCUUGAAAGUGGCAAAUAUAAUAAUUUAUAUACUUAUAUGUAGUAUGAAAUUAUAAUGGAAUGAAAUAUACUUUUAGGAUAAAACAAUUUAAUACAUGAUGUAUAUAAGUUAAAUAUGCAGAAAUUUCUUUCAAAUUUACAAAAUUUUUCAAACUGCAUUCAUGCUAUUUUUCUGGAUUCAGUCUCAUAUGGAUUAAAAAUUAUUAUUGAAUGGAAAACUGUUCUCUGUCAUCUGUAUUUAUCUAAGAAACAUUGAUUCUAGAAUGAAAAAGUUAAAAAAAAUAUAGAUAUUUAUGUGCUGAACAUUUGUUAUAUGUAGAUUAAGUUGCACCCUUUCUUUUUUUGUAUGAUAUCAAUAAGUAGAAAGUCUAAUUAAAGUGGUCAAAAAUGUAUUUAUUUUAAGAAAUGUUUUUGGUUGUUACCUGAUUAUCAUCAGCAUACAGAAAGAAUAUAAAUAACAGGAAUAGAAUGAAUUUAGAUAAUUAGCCAAAGAUUCUUUAAAAAUUGAUUAUUAAAAAAUCUUUGCUACAGUAAAUUAUUCAAGUUCAUUCUAUUAUUAUUUUUAUGCUGGAAGCUGAAAUGGGUAAGUUCUGACUGAAAACAUUUCUUAAAAUAGCUUGACUGAACAUUUUUACCUAUUCAUUGAGAUUAUACUACUACAAUGGCAAUUUUUAUGGAUUUUUCUAAUCUUUCAUUGAAUUAUUUACAUUCUAUAAAGAAUUUAGCAGUUGAAAUUGUUCUUAUAUAACAAAAAGUAAUUGUAGUCAGCACCUAAUCAGUUGUGACCAAAUUUUAAGUUGCAAAUUUUCUAUUGUUAAAAUAUAAAUUUAAAUAUAAUAUUCUGUAACAAUUUAUGAAAACUAUUCCUAAAAAUAAUAAAUGAGUAAUUACUUGCUAUAUACUUAAAGCCAAUUAAAAGUUUUAAUUGGUUUUUUAGUAAUAUUUAUGACAGCAUAUAAGAUAGAAAAUACUGUUUAUAACUAAUCAUUUUAUUAAUACCAAAAUAAAAGUUAACACUCAUUUAAUCAUUUUUAAAGGAGAACAUUUUUUAAGGGUUAAGUUAUUAAUUAUUAUUCAUGAAUUCAAGCCAAGUUCUUACAGAAUUUGAAACUUGUGAAUUGCAGCUAAUACUUUUAGAUACUUGCAGAAAAGUGCUUAAACAGACAACUAGAGGAAACAAUGUGAUAUAAUAUUUAGCUUUAAAUUUAAAAUUAAACAUUUACAUCUUAUAAAUGACAUCAAGAAGUUAAUACAUUAUUUCAUUUAGAUACUGAGGUUUCUCCAUUUGUAUCUAAAUAAAUAUAAUAAUUUAACUUUAAAUAUUUACACAUCUUUAUUUAUAAUUUCAAUUUAUGCUGAAAUAUUUAAAAAUUAUGUGAAUACAGAAUGAAUUCAUGAAUAAUUAAUUCAGCUCUCUAAAAAUGAUAUGAUUUUGAAUGGAUAGAAGUAUGUGCAAGCAUUAGAAUUAAAUAUAAAGGAUGUGGAAGGUUUCAAUUUUAAUUGUGUUGUUAUCUAUGUCGGACUUACUAUGUUAAUAGGACUUAUUAUGCUGGUGUUGUAUCAGCUUUUUCAAAUAGAGGAAAUCUUAUUCAGAAAAAACAAAAUCUUUAUUUUUCACCUAUGGAAGGAUGUGGAAGGUUUAUCAA